UUCCCUAUCUUUUUCACAGUGGAUUAUGGAACGUUCCAUAUAUGACAGGGGUGUAUCUGGUGCAAGCACAUGUUUUACCUGCAUUGAGAAAUGGGUAUGACUCUGACAGUCUGGAUGCUGAUAUGGCAUUAUGUAAAACUCUGAGAGAAAAGGGUUAUUUUAUGUUUGUUACAAACAGGAAAGAGUUUGGUUACCUGAUCAACUCAGAUGGAGCACAGACUGGUAGACUUCAUAUUGAAUUAUGGGAAAUAUUUAAUAACCCGUUUGAUUGGGAGAAACGAUACAUACACCCAAAUUAUUCACACAGUUUAGCAGAAAAUGCUGUCAUAGAACAGCCAUGUCCUGAUGUUUUCUGGUUCCCAGUUAUGACAGAAGUGUUUUGUGAUGAGAUAGUAGCAGAGUUAGAAAAUGUCAACAUGUGGUCGGGUGGCAAGAGCGAGGACGCAAGAUUAAGCAGUGGGUACGAGAAUGUUCCCACCGAUGACAUACAUAUGACACAGAUUGAUCUGCAAGAUGGUUGGCUUGAAUUCUUGAGAAAAUAUGUAUCUCCUCUACAGCUAAAAGUUUACCCAGGCUUUUAUUCAGAUGUGAGUGAUCACGUCAUGUGACAUAGAGUUUAUAUUUUGUUUAUCUUUGACUGAUAAUGAUGAGGGUCAUUUUAAUGAAUUUAUCGCAAAAUAACGAGGAUACUGUUGUCGUAUCAUCUGUACAAGUUUUAUUUUAGUUAACAACCAUGUUUAAGUUAUUAUCUUUUACAGAACUAUUUAAUAAGAACCCAUUCAAUUGCGGUUUGAUAUUUACAUGGUAUUGCUCCCUUUUCUUAAAAAAGAAAUUUUCGAUUUUUAGUUUUUUU
This is a messenger RNA of Ruditapes philippinarum (Manila clam), 853 nucleotides long. RefSeq names its product procollagen-lysine,2-oxoglutarate 5-dioxygenase 2-like. Gene Ontology annotation, biological process: peptidyl-lysine hydroxylation. Gene Ontology annotation, cellular component: endoplasmic reticulum. The transcript is spliced from 4 exons. The record is from RefSeq and is a predicted model, not a curated record. Bases 42 to 608 code for a protein of 188 amino acids. Gene Ontology annotation, molecular function: procollagen-lysine 5-dioxygenase activity. Lineage: Eukaryota; Metazoa; Mollusca; Bivalvia; Venerida; Veneridae.